Molecule: messenger RNA, 534 nt
Organism: Mesorhabditis belari
Lineage: Eukaryota; Metazoa; Nematoda; Chromadorea; Rhabditida; Rhabditidae
Source: the annotation of a GenBank genome assembly
AUGACGUUGGAGCAAAUGAUAACUGUUCAAUCAACAAAUCAAUCUAUGAGGGAAGCGAAUGGGACUUGGAUUGCACAUGGCAAAACACUAAAAUUUGCAGCUUUAUUCUCAGCUUUACAGAAUCUUUUACCAUUGUUUGACUUGAGGAGAUCGGAGCCAUUUCAGGUGAUCAACUAUAAUCGUGGUGGACAUUACGCUCCUCAUUACGAUUAUCCGACUGAUGAGAAAACACAAAAAGUGAUGGAGAAACGGGGAAAUCGAAUAGCGACCGUGAUUGUUGUUUUGAAAAGAGCAGAAAAGGGAGGAGGCCUCGUGUUUACCGAACUUAAAACAAGCCUUCUCCCAGAUGUCGGUGAUGUCAUUUUAUGGUUUAAUAUGACAUCAAGACAUCAAUUGGAAUAUCUCUCAAAACAUGCAGCUUGUCCGGUGGAAAGGGGAAGGAAAAUUGUGAUUUCUCUAUGGAUUCGGUCAAAAGGACAAGAAUUUACGUUGAAAUCAAGGAAUUCGAAUGGAUUCGAUUUCAGAGAUUUUAAU